UAACACUUUAGUUUCAGUCUUAGGCAGAAUAAUUUGAUAGAGUCGAUUACAUGGAAGUACCAUCCAAUUCUAACUAUUAUUUUUCUUAAUUGUUUCUUUAUGUUAUAGUUCUUGUCAACUCUUUGCGACAAAUUAUUUUUUAGUACUUCCGAAGAAUUAUUCCAUUCACACACAAAAUUUAUAUAAGUCAUGAGAAGAUCUCAGUGUUCUCCAAGAACAAAAAAAUGGAUGAAUCAGGAAACUUUCUAAUGAUGCAGGGUACUAAUGAGUUUGAGUUGCGUGAUUUCAUUGAAGAUGCAAACUUUGAUCAGUUCAUUGAUCUAAUUCGAGGCGAAAACGAGAACCCUGUUGCCAAUUUCAGCUGUGACCUCAUGAACGGUUGUGCAGUUGAUAACAACCAUUUUGUUAAUGAUUCCACCACUGCAGAAGAUAUAUUUAAUUUCAAUGAUGAUACAGCAAUGGUCUCUGAUCUUAGUAGCUUUGUUAUGAACUCAGCAACGCCGAGUUUGAAUAAGGACAGAAAGGACCGGGACGAGGCGGAAGAUAAUAUUGGAGAAGAAACUAAGCGGAAAACCAAGGCUGAUCGAUCGAAAACUUUGAUUUCGGAACGAAGGCGGAGGGGUAGGAUGAAGGAGAAGCUCUAUGCAUUGCGUGCCUUGGUUCCCAACAUUACAAAGAUGGACAAGGCCUCAAUAGUUGGAGAUGCCGUGUUGUAUGUUCAAGAGCUACAAAUGCAGGCGAAGAAGCUGAAAGCUGAGAUCGCUGGCCUUGAAGCAUCCUUAGUAGGCGGAGGAAGGUAUCAAGAUUCAGUCAAAAACCGAGAGGAGACUCAAAUUCGCAGAAGCAAACAUCCUAUUUCCAAAAAGAUUAUUCAGAUGGAUGUUUUUCAAGUGGAGGAAAGAGGGUUUUAUCUGAGAUUGGUAUGCAGCAAAGGUGAAGGGGUAGCUGUAUCACUUUACAGAGCCCUUGAGUCACUUACCACCUUCAAUCUUCAGAACUCCAAUUUGGCUUCAAUGUCUGAUAGAUUUGUAUUGACAUUUACUCUCAAUGUGAGAGACAGUGAACAAAACAUGAAUUUGCCAAAUUUGAAGCUAUGGAUUACCGGGGCUCUUCUCAACCAAGGAUUUGAAGUUCUAACUGUAUCUGCCUAGCUUUUAAACCUUUUUCAUUUUCCUGCUGGGAAAUAUGUAGCUAUUGUGUUGUAUGUUAGUAAGGCUAUUGAACAACAAAAUAUGAGAGUCCAAGUUUUCCCAUAA
Messenger RNA from Mangifera indica (mango), 1256 nucleotides. RefSeq names its product transcription factor FER-LIKE IRON DEFICIENCY-INDUCED TRANSCRIPTION FACTOR. Gene Ontology annotation, cellular component: nucleus. Gene Ontology annotation, molecular function: protein dimerization activity; DNA-binding transcription factor activity; sequence-specific DNA binding. The transcript is spliced from 4 exons. NCBI's taxonomy places the organism in Eukaryota, Viridiplantae, Streptophyta, Magnoliopsida, Sapindales, Anacardiaceae. Gene Ontology annotation, biological process: regulation of DNA-templated transcription. Bases 225 to 1151 code for a protein of 308 amino acids. The record is from RefSeq and is a predicted model, not a curated record.